Fusarium venenatum is the source of this 570-nucleotide messenger RNA. RefSeq lists its product as uncharacterized. The record is from RefSeq and is a predicted model, not a curated record. NCBI's taxonomy places the organism in Eukaryota, Fungi, Ascomycota, Sordariomycetes, Hypocreales, Nectriaceae.
AUGACUCGUCUACUCAACGCGUUGGUUCUUCUUGGUAUGGCCGGUAGCUUUGUAGCUGGCCAGGCGUACGAUCAAGAGAAGCAAAACAAAGACGCUACCUGUAAUAACAACUGCUUCUUCAAGUAUUUUACCAACAAGUGUAAUGAAGACAACAAGGCUUGCGUUUGCACCUUGAACGACAUGCGAGAGAAGUUCUUUUGCUGUAUCGCCGAGAACUGUGCCGACAAUGUUCUGCCUGAGCAAAUUGAGAGAUCCAGUGAUGGUUGUGUCGCGUGGAAUCUCCCCUUUACAUUUGACGCUGAGGCUGCUUGUGGUAUUAAGCUACCUGCAUCGUCGGAUACAUCGUCCGAGGCUACUUCUACUACCACAGUCGCCCGCGUGAAGACUUCUGAUGCCGUCACUACCACAGCAACUGGCACAGAGGCAGAGACAACCGCCUCUGCUACAGAGACUUCAACGGCUGACCAAACGACUGCUGCAUCUGAGCCUACGACUGUGGAGAACGGCGCAUCGAACCUCAAGGCGAUUGGUGGCGCUAUUGCGCUGCCAGUCUUGCUUGGACUCUUGUGA